This is a messenger RNA of Quercus lobata, 930 nucleotides long. RefSeq lists its product as uncharacterized. NCBI's taxonomy places the organism in Eukaryota, Viridiplantae, Streptophyta, Magnoliopsida, Fagales, Fagaceae. The record is from RefSeq and is a predicted model, not a curated record. The transcript has a single exon. Gene Ontology annotation, molecular function: RNA-DNA hybrid ribonuclease activity; nucleic acid binding. Bases 1 to 930 code for a protein of 309 amino acids.
AUGUACUUAUGGAGAGUAGCUGUCAAUGCUCUUCCCACAAGGGAAAACCUUAUGUGUCGCUUGGACAUUCCCGACCCGAGUUGUGUACAAUGUAACCAAGAGGUAGAAUCUGCCAUUCACUUGUUCUCUAGAUGCCAAGCAGCGAAAGCUAUCUGGUUUGGGGCUUGCUGGGGGUUCAGACCAGAUUAUGGUCAAUUCACUAGCACCAGUGAUAUUAUAAAGGUCAUCCUAGACCCCCCUUCAACCCUUUGCCAAUCCCAAGACCUUUGGAGACUUACUCUCAAUAUGGCAAUCACUCUGGAAGAACUUUGGCACACUAGGAAUGAGGUUCUUCAUCUUACAAGUCCUGCUAAUAUUUAUGCAACCUGUUUGAGGAUCAAGUCUAAAUUCAAGGAAUACUCUCGGAUUUUAUCUCCUUGUGAGACUCUCCGUCUAAGUAAGGACUCUGUAAAGUGGGCGCCUCCCCCUGCGGGUACUGUCAAGCUUAACGUCAAUGCAACCAUCUCCCAAUCAAAGGCAGCCUUAGCAGUAAUUGCUAGAAACGAACGUGGUACUGUGCUUAAAGUCUGGGCUAAAAGCAUACCUCUUUGCUCCCCUCUUAUUGCUGAAACCGAAACUAUCCUAUGGGCUUUGAACAUUGCGUAUGGGGCAAAUUGGAGGAAUAUUGCAGUGCAAAGUGAUUCAAAAAGCAGCAUUGAUGCCAUCUUGGACCCUUCAGGCUUCCCCGUGUGGGCAAUCUCUACCAAUGUCUUCAAUAUUUGUCAGUUGGCUAAGUCUUUUUCCUCUUGUUUUUUUAGUUGGAUUAAUAGAAGUGGAAACGCUGCUACUCAUGUGACAGCAAAGUACGCAAUUAACUGUUUAGGUUCUCUCUAUUUUGUUCCAGGCAAUCUUCCAGCCUCUUUGGCUAUUGUUUGUGAGGAAGAUGCCUGA